Molecule: messenger RNA, 4009 nt
Organism: Drosophila ficusphila
Lineage: Eukaryota; Metazoa; Arthropoda; Insecta; Diptera; Drosophilidae
Gene: rad50
Product: DNA repair protein RAD50
Exons: 9
Coding region: 71-4000 (1309 amino acids)
Biological process (GO): chromosome organization involved in meiotic cell cycle; double-strand break repair; telomere maintenance via telomerase
Cellular component (GO): nucleus; condensed nuclear chromosome; Mre11 complex
Molecular function (GO): G-quadruplex DNA binding; single-stranded telomeric DNA binding; ATP hydrolysis activity
Source: RefSeq, a predicted model, not a curated record
GCCCGGUAAAUUUGCGCCUUUGGUGAAAUUAUACUUUAUAGGAACUACCAGCUUUUGCUGAGGGUGGAAAAUGUCAUCCAUUGACAAGUUAUCUAUACAGGGAGUCCGCAGCUUCGGUUCGAAUGCCGAAGACCUUCAGAGUAUUACGUUUACAUCGCCGGUUACCUUGAUUCUGGGCGAGAAUGGGUGUGGAAAGACGACUAUAAUAGAGUGUCUCAAGUACGCCCUGACCGGCGAAUGCCCUCCGGGAAGCGACCGCGGUAAAAGCUUUGUCCACGACCCCAAGAUCUUUGGGUUGAAUGAAUGCUUGGCGCAGAUCAAGAUGCAGGUGCGCGACAAAAGGGGCGCCCAGGUUUCUAUUUGCCGCACGAUGAAGGUGUCCAAUAAGCGCAACAAAGUGUCCUUUGAGACGAUGGACUCCACCAUUAACUUCCUCACGGGCGCCGGGCAAUCGAAGCGCGAUAAUCAGGACUCCUUGAGCGGUCGCACAGUGGACAUUGAUGUGGCCAUUUCGGACUUCAUGGGUGUCUCGAAGGCAAUCAUUAACAAUGUUCUGUUUUGUCACCAAGAGGACUCUAGUUGGCCGCUGGACGAAGCUAAAAAGUUAAAAGAAAAAUUUGAUGCUAUAUUUGGGAUUACCGAGUACAACAAGGCCUUGGAUAAAAUCAUAAAGAUGCGCAAGGCAGCCGUGGAUGAGUUGAAGGUUAUGGAUGCCAACAUGAAGCAUGUGAAAUAUCUAAAGGAGGAAAUGGAGGCUAAAACUUUGAACUUGCAAAAAGCUCAACAGAAAUGCGACGGCAUAAACGCGCAGUGCAAGGAAUGCGAUGAGGAAAUGAAACCCAUUGACGCAAGGCUAGUUGAAAUUCGAAACGUAGAAUUCGAAGUUGGCAAAUAUCAAGCACAAAAAGUGGAAAUGGACACAAAGCACAAGAACUGCAAGGAUCAGAUCUCCAACAUAACAUGGAAGAUUAAGAACCUGUUUAAUGGUUCUUUGGAUGAAUUGGAAAUAGAGAUCAACAACUUUGAUCAGCGCAUGCUGGAAAUGAAGCAACAGCGCUCAGAGGCGGAACAAGGUCUAACCCAGCUUAAGAAAGCCAGUGCAACUGAGCAGGAAAAGUUGGGCACGCAAGACAAGAGGCUUUGCCUGGCCAAGCAGCGUCACCAGAGUGAACAGGCUUGCAAAACCCAGCUUUUGAAGCGAGUCAAGGACUUCUGCCGGGAACUGCAGAUCCCCAUCGAUGAUGACCUAGCGGAGAAGACCGAGAAACUAGCCAAAGUGCUGCAGGACAUCGAGGAUAUGAUUAUGAGCAAGCAUUGCGAAAUCGCCGAGAUCGUCGAGCAGAACGACAAGGCCGAUCGAGGCAGACAGGCUAAGAUAGACCAGCUGCGCAUUGAGCUUACUAAGUCGGAGCAGAGCGUGGCUGCACAGGAGAAGCAAAGGGAGGCCAGCCAACGCGAGAGCGAAUCACUUGGGGUUGAGAUAAAAAAGAUCGAAACCUCUAUGCUGGAAUUAAAGAAGCUGGAGAAAGAAAUAGCCGAUGUAAAUGAACUGUACGAGAACGCUACAAAAGAUUUGGACCAGCAGGCUAUAAAAGAGGCCAUAGCCAGUAAGAAAAGCAGCAUCGCCGAGAAGCAAAAACUAUUUAAAAAACUGGACGAACAAUUAACAUUCCUAGGCUCAAUGGCCAAGCUGGUUGCCGAGAUUAGUCUCAAACAAAAAGAGCUAGAAAAAAAGAACCAGGAAGUCCACCGCUUACGAAGUCGGCACGCAGAUAAUUUUGCUAAAUUCUUUGAAGACCCCAUUAACAGCAAUUAUCGCCGUUCGAUGCAGGGAGCCUACGAAAAACUUCGCCGUGAGAUUAACGAUCUCAACGAGAAAGCCAACGCGCAAAAGCUCAAGGAGCAGAGAUGUGAGAUCCAGCGCAAAAAUCUUAUAUCCGAGAUUUCGCGCAUGGAGAAGGAACUCAAGGAGAGCGAAGAAUUAAUAUAUCAAAAGUGUCACUCAACUCCGUACGAUGAUUUGAUAGAGCGAAGCAAAACGGCAAUUUCCAAACUGCAGUUCGACCAUGGUGCCCUAAAAUCAUCUGAGGCUCUUUAUAAAAAGUAUAUUCAAAAAAUAGACGAAGAGCCGUGUUGCCCUUUAUGCCACCACAACAUGUCUGGUGAUGAAGCAUGUGAUUUGACCACCGAGCUGACCGACGAGAUCCAAAAGUUGCCCGAUAAUAUCAGCAGAGCUGAAAAGGCCUUGAAAGCAGAGCAGUUGAAGUAUGAUAACCUAUUGCAAAUCAAGCCCAACAUUCAAAAGGUAAAAGAUCUUAACAAAUCCUUGCCCCAGAAGAAAGAGGAACUGAAGAAAGUCGAGGAUUUGCUAGGAGAGAGCGUUAGCGAACAUGAGACUUUAAUUGCUCUGAUUGGAGAGCCCACUCACAAUAUGGAGUUGGCUAACUCCAUGAUGGGUGACAUGACUCUAUUGGACGAGGCUUUAAAGGACUCAGUGCGGCUUACAAAAGAUUUGGAUCAGCAGAAGGCCAAGUUGCCCGCUUCGUACGAUUCAAGUGUCUCAAUGGAUGCGCUGCAGGCGGAGAAAAGUCAGGUUUCCAGGGAACUGGAGGAGGAACGCAAGGAGUUAGAUUUGACUCAAAAUGCAUUCCAGCAGCAAAUGGAUGCCCUAAAUCGUUUGCGCGAAAAGAAGAAUAGCUUGAAAGACAGACAAAUUCGCCUGCAAGAAGGUCUUCAAAGUCUGCCACAGUUAAAGGAACGGUUGGAUAAGCUCCAAAAGUUUAUUUCAACUGCAGCCACAGAAAUAAGUGAAUUAAAGGCCAAAAUUCAACCUCUGAAGCAGAAUUUAAGGACUGCGUUAGAAGAAAAAGAGCGUUUGAAAGAAAUCGAAAGGGUAAAAUUGGCUCAGUUGAAUAACAAGUAUAAUUCCUAUAAAAGCACAGAUCAGGAUAUUCAAAGAUUAAAUAAAGAAGCACAGGACUUUGCCAAAUUGGAUCUUCAGAAUGAAAUCAUGAAACUUGAUGAAAACAUAAAGGGCACCAAAGACAAACUAAGGAAAUUGGAUAUCGAAAUCUCUUUAAAAACUGAUGAAUUAGAGACGGUUAAAACUGAAUGCCUCAACCAGCAGACCGUUGAAAGAGAUCUAAAAGACAAUCGCGAGCUGAAACAGCUUCAGGAGAAGGAAAUGAAGCUCAGUGAGAGUUGUAAGACGCUGGACAAAAAGCUGGGUAACUUAGACUUCCGCAGCGUCAGCAAGGAGAAGGUUGAACUGACUAAGCAACUGGAUAAAGCCAGAGUCCGCAAAGGAGAGCUGUUGGGUCAGCUGGGCGAGAUAAACAGCCAGGUUAACAAGUUAAAGCGGGAAAUCGAUGAGCCCAGAUUUAAGGAGUCCCUUAAGAACUUCCGAAAGGCCAACUACGAGCUGAUGAUUACGAAAAUGAGCAUCGAAGACUUGGGCCAGCAUCGUCUGGCCUUGGAGUGGGCUCUAAUUCAAUUCCAUGCUGAGAAAAUGGAGAAGAUCAACCGACUGAUCCGCGAGUACUGGCGCAUGAUUUAUCGGGGCAAUGACAUUGACUACAUCCAGGUAAAGACUGACGAGGUCAGCACGGAUGCUUCGGCGGAUAGACGGAAAACCUACAACUAUCGAGUCGUUCAGUCGAAGAACAACACGGAGAUUGAAAUGCGUGGACGCUGCAGUGCUGGUCAGCGCGUCCUGGCAUCCUUAAUUAUCCGUUUGGCGCUGGCCGAGACAUUCAGCAGUAAUUGUGGAGUCCUAGCGUUGGAUGAGCCGACCACCAAUUUGGAUCGCGUCAAUAUUACUUCUCUGUGCGAUGCCCUCAACUGCAUCGUGGAGGAGCGUCAGACCCAGUCGAACUUUAUGCUAAUUGUCAUUACGCACGACGAGAACUUCAUUUCGUCGUUGGGCAAGAUAACCAACUAUCAUCGUGUCUUCCGCAACGAUGAGUGCAAAUCGGUCAUACGAAAAGUGCGGAUCGGUUGAGUUGUCGGA